AUGAACGAGCCGAGCAGGUGCUGGAAAAUCACAAACAGAAACGUACAUCCAGGGCUUCAACGGCUCGUCUCCCGUGGACCAUCUGGCAGAGUAGUAGCCAAAGAUGAUCUCGAACGGGAAGUCGAUCAACACAGUGAUGGCCAGGUCUUCUCUGGAGAACCCUUUAUCAAGCAGUUUGAGGUUGGUUGCUGCCUCGUUGGCCUGGAAUGCGAUCUUGGACACCAGGUGCACCAAAAUGAACAGUUUCACGUUCUUCAGUUUGAUCACGUUCCACAUCUUCUGGUACACGCUGAUCAACGCAGCUCUGCCCGACGGCUCGCUGUACGCCGUGUGGACCUGGGAUCCGGCAAUCCGCGUGUGUUCGUCUCUGUGGAGCUCUUCGAGCUCGAUAUCCUUUGGCGAAGCGUGUUUGUCGACCGACAACGGGUCUUCUGGCACGAACAACGCAAUCAGCACCGUCACCAGCAAGUAGAUCCACCCCCAAAACGACAUGUACUGGCCGAGCGACAACACGCCCUGUGUACUGGGGGUGCUCCGCAGGUACGAGUUGGCAAAGUCCGGGGAGUUGAAGGCCAGGAACACGGUGAAACUGAGGAAAUAGCCCGUGUUGAGGCCGAUUGUCUGGGCCGUGGACGCGUAACUCAGCGCAUCCUUGGACAAGAUCGUCAAGGCCCAGCCGUCCACGGCAAUGUCCUGCGUUGCACACAGCAGGAUCAGAAAGAAGAAUGUGUAUGUGAGGGUGUAGAGGUUUUUCUUCAUAUUGAGCAUGACGUUGUCGAUGAGUGUUCCGAGCACCAGCAGCGUGAGUCCGGAAACGGUCUGCACGGGGAUGAUCCAGGACCGUCUUCGGCCGAUUUUCUUGAAGAAACACGAGUCCACGAUCGGCGACCACAGCAGUUUCAAAGAGUAGGGGUACGACGCCAAGGAGAACACUCCGACUUGGGAGUAGGUGAGUUGGCCCGAUUUGAGCAGGAACGGCACCGCCCCGAACGCAAGGCCGAUGGGGACUCCCUGGAUCAGGUACAGCAUCACCAGCAAAAAGAACCGGGGACGGUCUUGCACGGGCAGGUUUUUCUGAGGGGGAUCAAGGCCAUGGUCGAGUUUUGGGUCAUUGGCCACGGGUUCUGGUCUAGUCUGGGCGGCCACGUCGCCAUGGACGCGCGGCGACGGCGAGUUCGAGUCGUCGUGGCGUUUGAGCGAGUUCGCGUACAAUGGCAGCACGUCCGGGGUCUCGCUCAUGGGAAAAACAAUUUUGCAAAUAAAUCAAGUCCUAUUAAAGCGUAUACAUAUUACUUUUGCGAAUUUAGGAAUUCCAACACCUGUGUUUUCGCCUCGUGGGUCUUGACAAUCACCACGAUCAGUCCGUCAGAGCCAACCUCGUACUGUAGAUUGCCCUCGUUUGGGUACGCCACCUUUUCGUCAAAGGAGUCGAACCACUCGUUCACCUUGUCGAUGGAGUCCACGCCGGCAAGAACGUGUUCUUCGAACUCGGACGCGUUGGUGCUCCCGUCCGCGUUGGCCUCGCCAUCCUGCGUUAAUAGCAGCACUUUAUAA
Molecule: messenger RNA, 1554 nt
Organism: Ogataea philodendri
Lineage: Eukaryota; Fungi; Ascomycota; Pichiomycetes; Pichiales; Pichiaceae
Exons: 2
Coding region: 1-1554 (517 amino acids)
Source: RefSeq, a predicted model, not a curated record